This is a messenger RNA of Bubalus bubalis (water buffalo), 7822 nucleotides long. It is a transcript of the gene UBR1, whose product is annotated as ubiquitin protein ligase E3 component n-recognin 1. NCBI's taxonomy places the organism in Eukaryota, Metazoa, Chordata, Mammalia, Artiodactyla, Bovidae. The transcript is spliced from 47 exons. The record is from RefSeq and is a predicted model, not a curated record. Gene Ontology annotation, molecular function: ubiquitin protein ligase activity; zinc ion binding. Gene Ontology annotation, biological process: protein ubiquitination; ubiquitin-dependent protein catabolic process via the N-end rule pathway. Gene Ontology annotation, cellular component: cytoplasm; ubiquitin ligase complex. Bases 49 to 5310 code for a protein of 1753 amino acids.
UCGCCUUUGGCAAGGGGUCUGGAACUGCGGGCGUCAGUUUCCCUCAAGAUGGCGGACGAGGAGGCUGGGGACACAGAGAGGAUGGAAAUCAGCACGGAGUUGCCGCAGACCCCUCAGCAACUGGCGUCUUGCUGGGAUCAGCAGAUUGAUUUUUAUACUAUUUUCUUGAACUAUUUGGCACACGUGGUGCCUGACAUUUAUUUUGCUGAAAUGGACCCAGAUUUGGAAAAGCAGGAGGAGAGCAUACAGAGGUCAAUAUUCACUCCCCUGGAAUGGUACUUAUUUGGAGAAGAUCCAGAUAUUUGCUUAGAGAAACUGAAGCACAGUGGAGCAUUUCAACUUUGUGGGAAGGUUUUCAAAAGUGGAGAGACAACAUAUUCUUGUAGGGACUGUGCAAUUGAUCCAACAUGUGUACUCUGUAUGGACUGCUUCCAGAAUAGUGUUCAUAAAAAUCAUCGUUACAAGAUGCAUACUUCUACUGGAGGAGGAUUUUGUGACUGUGGGGACACAGAAGCAUGGAAAACUGGUCCUUUUUGUAUAAGUCAUGAACCUGGAAGAGCAGGUACCACAAAAGAGAACUUACGCUGUCCAUUGAAUGAAGAGGUAAUUGCCCAAGCCAGGAAAAUAUUCCCUUCGGUGAUAAAAUACAUUGUAGAAAUGACUAUAUGGGAAGAAGAAAAAGAACUGCCUCCUGAACUCCAGAAAAGGGAGAAAAAUGAUAGAUACUACUGUGUCCUUUUCAAUGACGAACACCAUUCAUAUGACCAUGUCAUAUACAGUCUACAAAGAGCUCUUGACUGUGAACUUGCAGAGGCCCAGAUGCACACCACCGCCAUAGACAAAGAGGGCCGUCGGGCUGUUAAAGCAGGUGCUUUUGCUGCUUGCCAGGAAGCAAAGGAAGAUAUAAAGAGUCAUUCAGAAAAUGUCUCUCAACAUCCACUUCAUGUAGAAGUAUUACACUCUGAGGUUAUGGCGCAUCAGAAAUUUGCUUUGCGUCUGGGGUCCUGGAUGAAUAAAAUUAUGAGCUACUCAAGUGACUUCAGACAGAUCUUUUGCCAAGCUUGCCUUAGAGAAGAACCUGGCUCAGAGAAUCCCUGUCUCAUAAGCAGGUUAAUGCUUUGGGAUGCAAAACUUUAUAAAGGUGCCCGUAAGAUCCUUCACGAGUUGAUCUUCAGCAGUUUUUUUAUGGAGAUGGAAUACAAAAAAUUCUUUGCUAUGGAAUUUGUGAAGUAUUACAAGCAGCUCCAGAAAGACUAUAUCAGUGAUGACCAUGACAGAAGUAUCUCUAUAACUGCACUCUCAGUUCAGAUGUUUACUGUUCCUACUUUGGCUCGACAUCUUAUUGAAGAGCAGAAUGUUAUCUCUGUCAUUACUGAAACUCUCCUGGAAGUUUUGCCUGAGUAUUUGGAUAGGAACAAUAAAUUCAACUUCCAGGGUUAUAGCCAAGACAAAUUGGGAAGAGUAUAUGCAGUAAUUUGUGAUCUAAAAUACAUCCUGAUCAGCAAGCCCACAGUAUGGACAGAAAGAUUAAGAAUGCAGUUCCUUGAAGGCUUUCGAUCUUUUUUGAAGAUUCUUACCUGUAUGCAGGGAAUGGAAGAAAUCAGAAGGCAAGUUGGGCAACACAUAGAAGUAGAUCCUGACUGGGAGGCUGCCAUUGCUAUACAGAUGCAGUUGAAGAAUAUUUUACUAAUGUUCCAAGAAUGGUGUGCUUGUGAUGAAGAACUCUUACUAGUGGCUUAUAAAGAAUGUCACAAAGCUGUGAUGAGGUGCAGUACAGGUUUCAAAUCUAGUAGCAAAACAGUAAUACAAUUGUGUGGUCAUACUUUGGAAACUAAGUCCUACAAAGUAUCUGAAGAUCUUGUAAGCAUACAUCUGCCACUGUCUAGGACUCUUGCUGGUCUUCAUGUGCGUUUGAGCAGGCUGGGUGCUGUUUCAAGACUGCAUGAAUUUGUGCCUUUUGAGGAUUUUCAAGUAGAGGUACUGGUUGAAUAUCCUUUACGUUGUCUGGUAUUGGUUGCCCAGGUUGUUGCUGAGAUGUGGCGAAGAAAUGGGCUCUCUCUCAUUAGCCAGGUGUUUUAUUACCAAGAUGUUAAAUGCAGAGAAGAAAUGUAUGAUAAAGAUAUCAUUAUGCUUCAGAUUGGUGCAUCUCUAAUGGAUCCCAACAAGUUCUUAUUACUGGUACUUCAGAGGUAUGAACUUGCUGAUGCUUUUAACAAGACCAUAUCCAUAAAAGACCAGGAUUUGGUUAAGCAGUAUAAUACCUUAAUAGAAGAAAUGCUUCAAGUCCUCAUCUAUAUAGUGGGAGAGCGUUACGUACCUGGAGUGGGGAAUGUGACCAAAGAAGAGGUCACAAUGAGAGAAAUUACUCACUUGCUUUGUAUUGAACCCAUGCCACACAGUGCCAUUGCCAAAAAUUUACCUGAGAAUGAAAAUAAUGAAACUGGCUUAGAGAAUGUCAUAAACAAAGUGGCCACAUUUAAGAAACCAGGUGUAUCAGGCCAUGGAGUUUAUGAACUGAAGGAUGAAUCACUGAAAGACUUUAAUAUGUACUUUUAUCAUUACUCCAAAACACAGCAUAGCAAGGCUGAACAUAUGCAGAAGAAAAGGAGAAAACAGGAAAACAAAGAUGAAGCAUUACCACCACCACCACCUCCUGAAUUCUGCCCUGCUUUCAGCAAAGCAGUUAACCUUCUCAAUUGUGAUAUCAUGAUGUACAUUCUCAGGACCAUAUUUGAGCGGGCAGUAGAUCCAGAUUCUAACUUGUGGACUGAAGGAAUGCUCCAGAUGGCAUUUCACAUUCUAGCAUUGGGCUUACUAGAAGAAAAGCAACAGCUUCAAAAAUCUCCUGAAGAAGAAGUGACAUUUGACUUUUACCAUAAGGCCUCAAGAUUGGGAAGUUCAGCCAUGAAUGCUCAGAAUAUACAAAUGCUUUUGGAAAAACUCAAGGGGAUUCCACAGUUAGAAGGCCAAAAGGACAUGAUUACGUGGAUACUCCAGAUGUUUGACACCGUGAAGCGAUUAAGAGAAAAAUCUUGUUUAAUUGUAGCAACUACAUCAGGAUCAGAUUCUAUUAAGAAUGAUGAGAUUACUCAUGAUAAAGAAAAAGCAGAACGAAAAAGAAAAGCUGAAGCUGCUAGGCUGCAUCGCCAGAAGAUCAUGGCUCAGAUGUCUGCCUUACAGAAAAACUUCAUUGAAACUCACAAACUCAUGUAUGACAGUACGUCAGAAAUGUCUGGGAAAGAAGACUCCAUUAUGGAAGAAGAGAGCAUCCCAGCAGUCAGUGACUACUCUAGAAUUGCUUUGGGUCCUAAACGGGGUCCAUCAAUUACUGAAAAGGAGGUGCUGACGUGCAUCCUCUGCCAAGAAGAACAAGAGGUGAAAAUAGAAAAUAAUGCCAUGGUAUUAUCAGCCUGUGUCCAGAAAUCCACCGCCUUAACCCAGCACAGGGGAAAACCCAUAGAACUCUCAGGGGAAACCAUGGACCCACUUUUCAUGGAUGCAGACUUGGCAUAUGGAACUUACACAGGGAGCUGUGGUCACGUAAUGCAUGCAGUGUGCUGGCAGAAGUAUUUUGAAGCUGUACAGCUGAGCUCUCAGCAGCGCAUACAUGUUGAUCUUUUCGACUUGGAGAGUGGAGAGUAUCUUUGCCCUCUAUGCAAGUCUCUGUGCAAUACUGUGAUCCCCAUUAUUCCUUUGCAACAUCAAAAGAUAAGCAGCGAGAAUACAGAACCUCUUGCUCAACUUUUGACCCUGGAACGAUGGAUACAGACUGUUCUGGCCAGAAUAACAGGUUAUAAUAUGAAACAUGCUAAAGGAGAAAACCCAACAAUUCCAGUCCUGUUUGAUCAAGGAAUGGGUGAUUCUACUCUUGAGUUCCAUUCUAUUCUGAGUUAUGGAGUUCAGUCUUCGUUAAAUUAUUCUAAUAGCAUCAAGGAAAUGGUCCUUCUCUUUGCCACAACAAUUUAUAGAAUUGGAUUGAAAGUGCCUCCUGAUGAAACGGAUCCUCGAAUCCCCAUGAUGACCUGGAGCACAUGUGCUUUUACUAUCCAGGCAAUUGAAAACCUGUUGGGAGAUGAAGGAAAACCUUUGUUUGGAGCACUUCAAAAUAGACAGCAUAAUGGUCUGAAAGCAUUAAUGCAGUUUGCCAUUGCACAAAGGGUUACCUGUUCUCAGGUCCUGAUACAGAAACAUCUGAUUCGUCUUCUAUCAGUUGUUCUUCCUAACCUGCAAUCAGAAGCUACACCUUGCCUUCUAUCCAUAGAUCUAUUUCAUGUUUUGGUGGGUACUGUGUUAGCAUUCCCGUCCUUGUACUGGGAUGAUGCUGUUGAUCUGCAGCCUUCACCAGUUAGCUCUUCGUAUAACCACCUUUAUCUCUUCCAUUUGAUCACCAUGGCACACAUGCUUCAGAUACUUCUUACCAUAGACACAGACCUCCCCCUUGCACAGAUACAGGAAGAGAGUGAAGAGGCUCGUUCUGCAUCUUCUUUCUUGGCAGAAGUUUCUCAGUAUACAAGUGGCUGCAUUGGGUGUGGUAUUCCUGGCUGGUAUUUAUGGGUCUCCUUGAAGAAUGGCAUCAUCCCAUAUCUUCGCUGUGCUGCAUUGUUUUUCCACUAUUUACUUGGAGUAACUCCACCUGAAGAACUGUUUACCAAUGCUGCAGAAGGAGAGUACAAUGCACUCUGUAGCUAUUUAUCUUUACCCACAAAUUUGUUCCUGCUUUUCCAGAAAUACUGGGAUACUGUGAGGCCCCUCCUCCAGAGGUGGUGUACAGACCCUGCCUUACUAAACUGUUUGAAGCAAAAAAGCACUGUAGUCAGGUACCCUAGAAAAAGAAAUAGUUUGAUAGAGCUUCCUGAUGACUAUAGCUGCCUCCUAAAUCAAGCUUCUCAUUUCAGGUGCCCACGGUCUGCAGAUGACGAGCGAAAGCACCCUGUCCUCUGUCUUUUCUGCGGAGCCAUACUAUGUUCUCAGAACAUUUGCUGCCAAGAAAUGGUGAAUGGGGAAGAGGUGGGAGCUUGCAUUUUUCAUGCACUUCACUGUGGUGCUGGAGUCUGCAUUUUCCUAAAAAUCAGAGAGUGUAGAGUGGUCCUGGUUGAAGGUAAAGCCAGAGGCUGUGCCUAUCCAGCCCCUUAUUUAGAUGAAUAUGGAGAAACAGAUCCUGGCCUGAAGAGGGGCAACCCCCUUCAUUUAUCUCGUGAGCGGUAUCGGAAGCUCCAUUUGGUGUGGCAACAGCACUGCAUCAUAGAAGAGAUUGCCAGGAGCCAGGAAACUAAUCAGAUGUUAUUUGGAUUCAACUGGCAGUUACUGUGAGCUCCAGCUCCACCUGGGAACAAUCACGAAUGAAGACAGGAAUGAAGACUGAUUCAAAAUUAUGGAGACCUUGCUGAAGGCUGAGGAAGGGUUGGAGGGUCUUUUGCUCCAUGUCCAGAUUCACACACGUCAAUAAAAUAUUCCUUAAUGGAGUAUUUCUUUCAAUUAGCAAACAUAUGUUUAAAAGGGAAAAAAAAAAAGCAACAUAGAUUAAUCUGGUUUAUGUUCCAGAACACUAAAGAAUUGCUUCUUCACCCCAAGUGUCUGAUUCUGCUAAUAGUUCCAGAGAACUCAUUUCCCUUCAUCGUCUGUCCCAUUUCACUCCAUCCAUCUGAAAAGUGAAGUCACAUCAAGCAGUUGGCGAGCAUUCUUACAUAUUAACUCUUCUACAAUUUGGUUUUUCCCCCCAAAUUUGGUUUAGCUAAUGGAUCAUGGACAAGAUUUUAAUGAUCUGUGAUAGUCUCCCUUGCAGCUAAAGAGGAAUUCAGAAACCAUGUGGUAUACUUCAGUUGAGAAAGUUUUCUAAAACGUAAACCUUUUAUUAAUAUGUCUCUCUUAAGGAAAUGCCCCUCAUGUAACACUUACUGUUUCAGCCAGAAAUUAAAUUUCUGUAUGGAGUUUCCAUUUCUACAGCAAAUUUCUGCUGGUAUGGAAAUGCUUUUUUUCCUUGAGGUCAAGUUUCUGUAGACCUCAAGAAGAGUUAGGAUAGUGUAUUCAUUAUUUAUCCCUGAUGUGACAAAGCCUGCAAUCCUCACCUCUGAUGGUGAGGAUUAGCUUUGUUGGGUUUUGAAAUUAUACUUUCAUUUUACAAAGGCAAGUUUCUAAAAUGAGUUCACUUAUCUCUUGAUUGUGGCACCACUGUAUUUAAAUCAGAAACCUGUUGCAGUUCUGUUUAAACUAUCUAUAGAAUGAGGGUAAAAAAAUUCCCCCAAUGAGUGGAGCAUUGGAUAUAAAUUAGAACAAUCAGAUUUAAGCCUGUUCUGUAACCUUCUAAUGUCUUUGUAAGACAGAUCCUUCAUUUGUUAUCUGUGUGCAAACUUUUCGUAAACUCUGGGUAGAUGAUGCGUACAACCAACCAAAAAAGCCAUGUAAUCAGUGGUCUCUGUCCUGUUAUAUAUAACAUGCUGUGGUUGCGCCAUCUUGUUUAUAAAUAACAGAGCUCUCCUGAAUCUGUGCAUAGACUUCUUGGCUUUAACUUUUUAUAUCAAGAACUUGGAAUAUAAAACAGAAGGCAGAAGAGAAAUUGAGAUCUUAUAUUUUAGCUUCUGUUGUCUCUGGGAUAAAGUUAGAAGUUUGAAAGAUGCAUUCAAAGACUAUCUUAUUUUGCCUUUGGUGACCAUGGUCAUAUGUGUUUAAAUGUUUUCCUACCUUCUUUUUGCUCAGCAAAAGCAAGCAAGUAAAAAUAUAUUUGCAAAUUGAUGAUACACAUUUCGGGUUAGGUUUUUUGGUAUCUUAUGUAAUAUAAGAAAGUCUGGAUUUUUCAAUAAGGGAUUGGCAUGAACAAGUAUCAGAAUCACAAUCAUGAUUUUCUACUUGAAUAAUUAUCAUUCAGAAAAUAUCAGGAAAUAUUAAUAGAUAUAACUCUAGUGAACAAUUUAUAACUAGUGAUGGGUGAGGAUUAGAAAUUUCAGUAUUCAGUUUGUCACAUUUACCAGUAUGAUUAAAUGAUUACAUUUCCCUUUAUUUCUUAUAUAAUUUGUUGGAUGGAUUGUCUGGAAAAGUUUGAGCCAUUUGCCUGGGAAACAGAAGAUGCUCACUUCUGCCCUAAUCAGUUGGCCCCAGUUUAGCAAAGAUAAACUGCUUUUUCAUUUCUAGCCUUUUCCUAUCCACUUCAUAAAUCCUAGAGUUAGGCUCUCAAGCUGCCAGAAGGACUAUCCUGCAGUGGCCAGUCAGAUCUUUACUGCCAAAGAACCCAUUUCCUGUUGAGUUCCAUUUCCUGAGGUUGACUCAGAUUUUUGCACUGUAGAGGAACUUAUGUUCUCAGUGCUGCCCCCAGCCCAGGGGAUUUCUAAUUAUGUUCAAAUAUCCUCGUUGUCUGCCUUCAUCAUUGUAAACAAUUUAAAAGCUUAUGAACUUUACUCUAAAAAUGAGCAAAGAGUCACUUUAUUUUCUAUAGUGUAUCAUGUGGAGGAACUGGUUCAACAGAUUGGCUCCAAGACUGUGUUUUUCUAAUGUUUGGUGAGGGGCUGGCAGGAAUUUUAAUGAUGCAGUGAAGAAGAACAUAUAUCUGUAUAAUUAAUUUAUUAUGUUGGUGUAUGGGCUGUGAGUUCACCCUUUAGUGGUCAUUUGUCAUUUCAUAACAACUAUGAAUUUUGGUUCACUGUGAUGAUCAUCUAUAUUUAGUGACUGCAACUUGUUUAUACCACUGAUUCAAAUUCCAUCCAUGAUGAAGUUAUACAAAUAAUGCAUAUAUUGAUAUCUUUUAUUGCAAAAUGUAAAUUUAAAACUUGUAUAAUGUUAUGUGCUUUUUGAAAUAAAAUAUCUUAUAUGUGUAUAUUUAAAAAGAAAGAAA